Messenger RNA from Ectocarpus siliculosus, 3750 nucleotides. Lineage: Eukaryota; Phaeophyceae; Ectocarpales; Ectocarpaceae. The record is from the annotation of a GenBank genome assembly.
AUGGCUUCGAUGACGGAUCGUGACGGACUGGUUACCCUGUUUCGUUCGGCGCGCGGGGCUAGCUGGAGGAAGAGAGAGAACUGGGACACGGAUGCUGCGCUAUCAACAUGGUUUGGAGUCGAAGUCAACUUCGAGGGCCGCGUAGUGCGGCUUGACCUGCUGAACAACGACCUCCAAGGUGCGAUUCCGGCGCAGCUCGGCGCUCUAAAUAAGCUCACGGUGCUUGACCUGUAUUUCAACCAGCUCAGUGGUCCCAUCCCAUCCGAGCUUGGGCACCUUUCAGCACUCAAGGCGCUCUACCUUACGAACAACGAGCUGAGCGGUCCCAUUCCGCCGGCGCUGGGAAAGCUCGCAGCGCUUCAAGAUCUGCACCUCUACGGGAACCAGCUAAGCGGUCCCAUUCCGCCGGCGCUGGGAAAGCUCGCAGCGCUUCGAAGUCUGUACCUCCAAGGGAACCAGCUAAGCGGUCCCAUCCCGCCGGAGCUCGGGAACCUCGCAGCGCUGCAACAACUCGACCUUGGCGGGAACGCGCUAAGCGGUGAAAUCCCGGCGUUGCUAGGACAGCUCAGGGACCUGCAGGUGCUCAGUCUACACAGUAACAAGCUCACAGGCCCCAUCCUAUCGGAGCUUGGGCACCUUUCAGCACUGAAGAAGCUCUACCUUUCCUUCAACCAGCUGAGCGGUCCCAUUCCGCCGGCGCUGGGAAAGCUCGCAGCGCUUCAAGAGCUAUACCUCUACGAGAACCAGCUAAGCGGACCGAUAUCGGAAGAGCUAGGGAAGCUUACUGCGCUACAGCGUCUAUAUCUGCACUCAAACUACCUCUCAGGUCUUAUCCCUCCGGAGCUAGGGAAGCUUGGCGCCUUGAAGAGACUCAAUCUCAGCAUCAACAAGUUAGAUGUGUUUCCUAGAUUGGUGGCGGAAGGGUUUGCGGCUAGAAACGUGACCGUCGGCACCGAAAACAACCCUUGGAAGGAGCCACCAGCCGAGGUGAUGAACAAGGGCAUGGCCCACGCGGCUGUUUUCCUCAGGGACUUGGAUGACUACGGCAGGGCAUGGUCCAACCGCCUGAAGGUUGUGUUGGUUGGAUUGGGCGAGGCAGGGAAGACCAGCAUUGCCACCCGACUCGAAGACCGACUCGGCUCUAGCUGUCCGAAACCCGAGGAGCGCACCGUUGGCGUGGAGAUACGGGACAUCAAGCUAGGACCUGGCCCAACCAACGAAGGAAGUGGGCCGAAUGUCGAGCUAGACGUCAGCCUGUGGGAUUUUGCUGGGCAGAGAGCAUACUACGACACGCACCAGAUGUUCCUUACACCAGGCGCUCUCUUCGUUCUGGUUGUAGAUAUGUUCACAUAUACGGAGGGGCAGUCACGGGAGGAUGCGCUCGAACAGUGGCUUGAGAUUCUGCAGGCCAGAGUCCCGGGUUCCGUUGUGCUGCUGGUGGGAACGCACACCGACUUAUUUGCAGAGAAUGCGGCCGAGUGCACCAGGCGAACGGAUCGCUUCAAGAAAGAUGUGGAAGAGAUCAUGACGCGAUUGCGCUGCGAAUGUGACUCAGCCAAGGACCGUGUGGAAACAGAACUGGGAGAGGGACACACCACGGAUUUGAAGGGGAACCCCCGCUACCAACCCCUCCGCGUUGUGCUGAAAGAAGAGUUGCUUGCCCUGGACCUUACUUCCUCGGACGGGCAAGAUAUUGAUCUGCUUCAGCAGCGUUUAGAGCACCUUGCCUACAACGGGUACGACGGCUACUCAUUCCCAUCCGUGAGGAGCGUCGUACCGGAACCUUAUUUGCCAGCCAUCGCAACGCUGGAAGCUGUUCGUAGGGGCGCGGAUUUACGUGGUUCCGGCAGGACACGAGAAGCGGUGGCGCAAAGGCUUGGGGAGGGGGACCCCAAGAAACGUCGAAGCUUCGUCAGAUUCUCGGAGGCCGUAUCGCUUUUUACCAAGCAAAAGGGAUCCAUGUUCUCUCGGGUUUCCAACUUAUUUCGCCGGGCUGGUGAACCACGGCGCAUAUUUCUCGCCGCUGUCAAGUCACACGAAGCUCAUGGCGCGAUUCUUCUGACUGGGGUUGACGGGGGUGGAGGUUCUCAGGAGCAACAUAACACGGGCAUUGGUGCUGCGGCUUCAGCAGCGGACCUCAUCAUCCACGUGAACCCGUCCCGGUUUGCUGAUCUGGUCCGCCGCGUGGUCGACGUUCGGUUGGUAGACCCGCGGCAGCAAGCAAAGGUGGAAGAAGCGAUGGAGGCGUGCACGUCAGUGAGGCCAAUGCUAUUGACACUCACAGAUCAGCACAAGCGGUUUGUCAAGGCGGGAGAGGUGAGCAAAGACUACCUCAAGUUUCUGUGGCUUCGAGACAUGGACUUGGGCGAGGCAAGCCAAGAGGCACCGCCUCUGGAGAUGAGCGAAGCUGACGUCGAGGUGAUGGUGGGUAGCUUGCUUGACGUCCGGUUCAUGUAUCGAGUACGUGAUGGUCAGCACGCGUUCGUGCCGGACCGUUACGUUGUCGCAAGCUGUCUACCGAACAAAGCUGGUCUGAACGUGGAUCCAGGGAAGAUUUUAGAACUGAAGAUGGGAAGUGCGAUAUAUUCGCAGAAGCUGAAGCUUGUUGGGGCACAUGCUGUGCCCCCGGGGCUGGUGCCUCGAUUGCUGGCGUGGUGUGGGCGCGGGGAGGGGCGUAUCAAGGCGUGCUGGAAGCGAGGCGUGUGUUUUGCGUUCAAGAACCACUUGGUGUUGCUGUACGAGGUUCGGGCUAUUGAUGGAACAUCGUGGAUUGAAUGCCAUGCAAGGGGAAACGUGUCCGACGAUGAUAGUGCGAGGACGGCUCUGAAAGACAUCGGCGACCAGGUUCACGAGCUUAUCAACGACCACAAGUACGGGUUCCCCGGCCUUGGCCUUGUCCGUAGUGGAGAGUCCGAGGAGACAGUUAUCUCUUCGGACAGUGACCACAAGGCUUUGUUGGAGCGUAUCGUGGACGUCCUGAGGGACCAGAUGAACGUCAAGUUCAUGAUGGAUAGAAGCAUGAGGCAGGACGUGGCCUUCCUACGGUGGCCGAUCCCCCGCCUGGUGUGCGUGCUCCCCGCCCCCGAGAGCCGGGCGAAGCCCCUUGAGGAGAAAGAUAGGUCAUUCGAGCAGUGGUCGGCCACCCUGCGGAACUGGUGCGUCGACGGGAAGAGGACGGGCAAGGGGUUUGCGACGCGAAAGCUGCGGGUGUUCUUCCUCUGCCCGUACGACAGGAGCCUCGCGGAGUGCGGCCCCGGAGGGCAAGGCUAUGAGGUGACGGAGUUGCUGGGAUGGGCAAAGAAGGCGAUGCCGUUUGCGGAGGUAGGUCGGGCCCUCGCCUCAAUCGCGCUCAGGGUGUGCAUUGGCCUUGCAAUUCCUGAGGUGGACUUCGAGGCCACCCUUGGGACUGUAGCUGGCGGAGCCUUGUCCAAGUUCGCCGAGGAAUCACUGAACUCGGGCAUCGAGUCUGUGGCGAGCAUCGCCGGGGAGAGACUGGACGGCGGUAGGGCGGAGGGGCUGCCCCAGGGGGCCGGAGCGCACGGGGCACAACAGGGAUGGCCUUCCCCUGUGCAAGGGUUCACCUACGAAACACUCAAGGAGGUUAUCAAGAGUUUCGAAGUUGAUGGAAUGCGGGGCAGGUCUCCCUUCCCGAGCUUCGACGCCAAGAUGCAUCUCGUGGACAGGGGUGGGCGAGGAGAAGAGUGGGCAUGGGUACGGACCAAGAACAUUGACCAGUUCGCGGGUGCGUGA